Messenger RNA from Harmonia axyridis, 2109 nucleotides. RefSeq names its product nucleoporin NDC1 (gene Ndc1). Lineage: Eukaryota; Metazoa; Arthropoda; Insecta; Coleoptera; Coccinellidae. Gene Ontology annotation, cellular component: nuclear pore transmembrane ring. Gene Ontology annotation, molecular function: protein-macromolecule adaptor activity. The transcript has a single exon. The record is from RefSeq and is a predicted model, not a curated record. Gene Ontology annotation, biological process: nuclear pore organization. Bases 204 to 1925 code for a protein of 573 amino acids.
AUUCCUACUUGACAUAUCAUAUGUGUUCUGUGUAUUUUUUAACGUUUUCGAUUAUCUACAAUUUGAAAUAUCAUUUCAGUUAUUGUUAAUUAAGCCAUUGCCCACUAGUAAAAAACGAAAAUAAUAGUUAUGUAUAAUAGACUAACAAAAAGUGCGUUACUGUUGCUGUGAAAACCAAUCCGUAUUUUAAAAAAACCUGAAAAAUGUUGCCGGUUCAACCUAACCUACCUAUUACAUUCACGUAUAAAGAUCUCCUUUUCAGGAAAUUGUACAGUGCGAUUCUUUGUAGUGUUUCUUCGCAACUGCUGAUCUUACAUGUUUGCUUAAUAAUUAUUAAUGGGGAUCCAUUCAAUCCAUUGUCAUGGAUAAGGACAUCAUUUGAUACAGUAACUUCGUUUACUGCUUGGCUAUAUGUUAUACCACAUAUGACAAUUAUUUUCGCUCAGUGUCUUAUUUGUGCCAAAGACUAUGUGCUACGUCCUACGUUUAGUAGCAAUAGAUUCUACAAGUUUCUUUCUGUAUUCUCCCUGCAUAAUUUUGUAUUAGUAUUGUUACACAGUCUUGUUGGAAUUGUGCAAGUAUGGUUAGUACUGUCAUUAGUGGGAGGUGAAUUUAAAAGAAUGACCAGAGUUAAUGAGGAAAAUAUCAUUUGUUUGGUAGAAGAAACUAUGUUUUUGCAACUUGGUGGACUUUGGGUAGGAUUGUACUACUUUGCUAGUGUGUAUAUUUCAGACAAACAUUUAACUUUUCCAAUUAUUCAACAAAAAAAAUUAACCCAGUUCAAAUCCAGUGUCAUACCACUUCUAAAAGGAAGUUUCAAACAAGCUGUAUGGCCAUGUAUGUACUUUACACUAUUUUAUAAUUUAUGUGGUAGUAAUAUCAAGGAAAAUGUGGCAUUUAUGUUUAAUUUACAGAUCAAUGAAAGUUUCCACUUGAAAUUUUAUUUUUUCCACUUAUUAUUUUCUGCACUAUAUUUUUUCAAUAUGAAUUUAAUUAAGUUGUUUUUUAGUUUAUUUUUAACUGAGUCUGUGGAAUUUCCUUUAAUUAAACUGAAUGAAAAUGUUCUUACAUUACAAGAAUCGGUUAAACUAGAAAAACUUCCCAUUGUUCAAAGUUUAGCAUGCUUAGAUCUUUAUAGACUUUCGCUAUGGUCUCCCAUGAGACGUCAGUUACUGUUUACAUUAUCACAACCUGGUGAACACCCACACAAUUGGAAUUCUUUGAUAGAAAAUAUUCUAGAUUUAUAUAAUUCUUACAUAAACCUGCUAACUAAGUCCUCGGAGGGUAUAAAUGAAGCCACAAUCCCAAAUACUAUUGCAUCAAUUCACUGCCAGACUCCAAUACCUAAUAAAUUCAAAAAUUUGCGAAAUAUGACAUCUCCCUAUUAUCCUGGAGAAAGUCCACAAUUAUUGGAAGUUAAUUCUCCCCUACGGAAUAAAAUUAUUCCUGAACAACCUGUAGAAAGUGUUUUCUUGAAAUUUAAGAAUAAAUUGAUUAAUUUUAUGGCAGCUUGUAAAGCUUUCUUUGGCAUUAACUAUAUAUUUGGUGAGAUACCUCAGGCUCACAUGCAGAAAUGUUUAUCUGAUGUACAUUUGAUCAUUUGGAGCUCCCAAGGGCUUGCAGAACUUAUAUGCGCUUCAAUCAGAGAAGACCAGUAUGGUGUGGUUCAAAAAGAUUUGCCAAAUAUUAUUUCAACCAUGGUUCGAUUGAGUCAGGCUUUAGAUAAAUUGAAUAAAGUACCAACAUUAAUAAAGAAAAUGGUUAGUAAUGAAAACUCAAAUUGUAAUACAAAAAAUGCCAUUUCCUCAUCUUUGAAGAGAAGUUUAUUUUCAAUAUGUUAUACUUUUAAGGAUUACCUAUAUGAAAUCCCACUGAGUAAAGAAAUUGGCUCUUAUUUGAAUUCCAAUAUAAUUGUUAAAAACUGACUAAUGAGAUUAUAAAUUUGUACUUCAUUAAGACUCGAAAAUAUUUUAGUUAAGAAACCAUUUUUUGUUAUUUAUUGUUUUGCUUAUUCAAUUUUUGAAAUAUUGUUACAGUCAAUAUUCUACACUGUUUUAUCAAAUAAACUGUUUGAAUACAUUAUUUUAUUAAAAUGAUUCUAUUUUUAAA